GGUAGUGCUUUGGAAGCAUGGCCGAAGCAGACCUCCCAGUCUUGACGUGGAACGCAGCUUAUAAUGUGGGAUGCUUGUCUCUGCUUCCGUGUUGGAUUUUAACUGUGGGAGUUUGAUACAUCUCAGCAACUGCUGUCUUUCCUCAGCUUUUGAGCUAGAAACCAAGUAAAGCAAUGAGGAGAUUUGUUUACUGCAAGGUGGUUCUAGCCACUUCUCUCAUGUGGGUGCUUGUGGACGUCUUUUUACUUCUAUACUUUAGUGAAUGUAAUAAAUGUGAUGACAAGAAAGAGAGGUCUCUGCUGCCUGCUCUGAGGGCUGUUAUUUCUCGAAACCAAGAAGGACCCGGAGAGAUGGGAAAGGCUGUGCUCAUUCCGAAGGAUGACCAGGAGAAGAUGAAAGAGCUGUUCAAAAUCAACCAGUUCAACCUUAUGGCCAGUGACUUGAUUGCCCUGAACCGAAGUUUGCCCGAUGUGAGAUUAGACGGGUGCAAGACAAAAGUCUACCCCGACGAACUCCCCAACACAAGCGUAGUUAUUGUGUUCCACAACGAAGCCUGGAGCACUCUGCUUCGGACCGUGUACAGCGUUAUAAAUCGCUCGCCGCACCGCCUGCUUUCUGAAAUCAUCCUGGUGGACGAUGCCAGCGAGAGAGAGUUUUUGAAAGCCUCAUUAGAGAAUUACGUGAAAAAUCUGGAAGUCUCAAUAAAAAUCAUUCGGAUGGAGCAGAGGUCAGGACUGAUCCGCGCGCGGCUCCGAGGGGCAGCAGCCUCUACAGGGCAGGUGAUAACGUUCCUGGACGCGCACUGCGAGUGCACCCUGGGCUGGCUCGAGCCGCUGCUGGCCAGGAUAAAGGAGGACAGGAAGACUGUUGUCUGCCCAAUCAUUGAUGUGAUCAGCGACGACACAUUUGAAUACAUGGCUGGAUCAGACAUGACUUACGGAGGGUUUAACUGGAAACUAAACUUCCGCUGGUAUCCGGUUCCCCAGCGAGAGAUGGACAGGAGGAAAGGAGACAGGACCUUGCCUGUGAGGACCCCUACUAUGGCUGGUGGCCUAUUUUCUAUUGACAGAAACUACUUUGAAGAGAUAGGAACUUACGAUGCAGGAAUGGAUAUCUGGGGUGGCGAGAAUCUUGAAAUGUCUUUUAGGAUUUGGCAGUGCGGCGGCUCCCUUGAGAUUGUCACCUGCUCGCAUGUUAGCCAUGUUUUCCGAAAGGCAACACCUUACACCUUCCCUGGUGGCACGGGACACGUCAUCAACAAGAACAACAGGAGACUGGCAGAGGUCUGGAUGGAUGAGUUUAAGGACUUCUUCUAUAUCAUAUCCCCGGGUGUUGUUAAGGUGGAUUAUGGGGAUGUGUCCGUCAGGAAAGCACUAAGAGAAAAUCUGAAGUGUAAACCCUUCUCGUGGUACUUGGAAAACAUCUAUCCCGACUCCCAGAUUCCACGGCGCUAUUACUCGCUUGGUGAGAUCAGGAACGUUGAAACCAACCAGUGUUUAGACAACAUGGGCCGCAAGGAAAAUGAAAAAGUGGGCAUUUUCAACUGCCACGGCAUGGGAGGAAAUCAGGUAUUUUCUUACACUGCUGACAAAGAGAUCCGCACGGACGACUUGUGCCUGGACGUCUCAAGGCUGAACGGCCCCAUCAUCAUGCUGAAGUGCCACCACAUGAGGGGGAACCAGCUCUGGGAGUACGAUGCCGAGACCCAUACAUUUCUUCAUAUAAUCACCCAGUCGUGUCUGACACUAAGCAGGAUAGAGGAUGGCACCCAUGGUCCCACUGUGGAGGCUUGCAGCGGCAGCCCCUUGCAAACGUGGAUGCUAAGAAACUACACAAGGCUGGAAGUCUUUAGAAACAUUUUUUACAGCCCCACUGACUAUUUCCUUUAA
This is a messenger RNA of Aptenodytes forsteri (emperor penguin), 1889 nucleotides long. RefSeq names its product polypeptide N-acetylgalactosaminyltransferase 13 (gene GALNT13). The transcript has 12 exons. The record is from RefSeq and is a predicted model, not a curated record. Bases 174 to 1889 code for a protein of 571 amino acids. Lineage: Eukaryota; Metazoa; Chordata; Aves; Sphenisciformes; Spheniscidae. Gene Ontology annotation, cellular component: Golgi apparatus.